Molecule: messenger RNA, 1470 nt
Organism: Fusarium keratoplasticum
Lineage: Eukaryota; Fungi; Ascomycota; Sordariomycetes; Hypocreales; Nectriaceae
Product: Glycoside hydrolase family 16
Exons: 7
Coding region: 61-1470 (469 amino acids)
Biological process (GO): carbohydrate metabolic process
Molecular function (GO): hydrolase activity, hydrolyzing O-glycosyl compounds
Source: RefSeq, a predicted model, not a curated record
CUUUGUCUUUUCGAGUCUUCCAUUAUUCACCCCUGUGUUUUUAUCUCCAAUUCCGCUGCAAUGUCGGGACCAGCUCCGACGCAGACAGAGGGUCUUCCAGCCACGGUUCCCUACCCAGACGCGGCUGCCACUCCCCCAGAGUCCUCGACUCCUGCACUCGGCCGUGGCAGCCGUAUCUCAUCUUACCAAGGCCAAGGCCGGUCACUAACAUCUGUGACGAUUGAUGAGAAACCUCGCCGGAAAUUCAAAUCUUCGCGGCUCGUUGGGGAGUAUGAGAAGCCAUGGCUCGCCGAUUGGAAGCGCGAGACAAACUGGGACAGCAUCAUCUUCUACAGUGGUGUCCUGAUAGCUCUCUGCAUCUCGGCUUACAUCGCAUGGAACACCGUCCGAAAGAUUCCUAAGAAUGAGUAUUGCCUCAUUCUCGACGACCGCUUUACAACGUUGGAUAAGAAUACCUGGAGCCAUGAGAUUCAGAUGAACGGAUUCGGAACUGGAUCAUUUGACUGGACUACCGACGAUCCUUCCAACUCCUACGUCGAUGAGCAGGGCCUCCACAUCGUCCCGACACUGACCCUCCAGACCACCAAGCUCACCGAGGACCAGAUGCUGGACAAGCACGUCGUCAAUCUCACCAGAGAUGGAACCUGUACUUUCGACAACCAGCGCCUCUCCAACCUCACAUUCAAUAACCCCUGCUGGGCGCGCAGCAACGCCACCAGCCGAGCCAUGAUCAACCCCGUGCGCUCCGCCCGUCUCACCACGUCGCGCAAGAAGUCCAUCAAGUAUGGUCGCGUUGAAGUCGAGGCCAAGCUUCCUUCUGGCGAUUGGAUGUGGCCCGCCAUCUGGAUGAUGCCUCAAGACUCGGUGUAUGGUGAGUGGCCUCGAAGCGGCGAGAUCGACAUUAUGGAGUCGCGUGGCAAUGAUGCUGAAAAAUACCCUCUCGGUAAUAACAUCGUCAGCUCGGCCAUGCACUGGGGCACGCUGUACGAUACCGAUGCCUUUCGCCUCAGUAUGGGUGAAUGGGGUUCCAAGAGGACCAAGUAUUCGGACAAGUUUCACACGUUUGGUCUUGAAUGGAAUGAGAAGUACCUUUUUACGUGGCUUGAUGGAAGGCUCCGUCAAAUUGUCUUUUUCGACUUUACCAAGAACAAGAACAUGUGGGAAUACGGCAAAUUUGCCGGCAUCACAGUUAACAAGACGGUCCACAGGGAUACCUGGAGCCAGACUGGUCGAUCCAACACGCCUUUCGACCAAGAUUUCUACCUAAUUCUCAAUGUUGCAGUUGGUUCCACAAAUGGCUGGUUCCCGGACAAACUGGGCGAGAAGCCGUGGUCAGACGAGAGUUCUGCGCCUAUGCGUGACUUUUGGGAUGCCAAGAAUACAUGGCUGCCCAGCUGGGGAGAGCAGAAGGACCGUGGGAUGAUUGUGCGGUCAGUCAAGAUGUGGCAGGAGGGGGCAUGUUCAUCCUAG